Molecule: messenger RNA, 2208 nt
Organism: Megalops cyprinoides (Indo-Pacific tarpon)
Lineage: Eukaryota; Metazoa; Chordata; Actinopteri; Elopiformes; Megalopidae
Gene: ndor1
Product: NADPH dependent diflavin oxidoreductase 1
Exons: 15
Coding region: 270-2060 (596 amino acids)
Cellular component (GO): cytosol
Molecular function (GO): FMN binding; NADPH-hemoprotein reductase activity; flavin adenine dinucleotide binding
Source: RefSeq, a predicted model, not a curated record
GUCUCUAAGGUUCAAGUACUGCAAGUUCAGGCAUGGGGAUUUGCGCUUUUUGCACCAAAGAUGUGGAUAAAGGCGGGGUUCAAUUGUCUUAAUCUGGAUCUAUGCGCGAACUCUAUUCAGAGAAUGAAAGAGCAACAGCCGUAAAGCGUAGUGAGAUGUAACUGAACGGGAGCGUGUAGUUUCGUGUCUCAUACUGUGUCCUUAAUGGACUCGAUCAUCCAGCAGUUGCCCUUCGGCAUCGUCGACAGCCACGAAAUAUCGUCUUCAGCAUGUCUGUCCCAAGCCUGUUGGUCCUGUACGGUAGCCAGACCGGGACAGCGCAGGAUACAGCGGAGAGGAUCGGACGACAGGCCAAGAGGAGGUGGUUCAAAGUCAGGGUGGAGGCAUUGGACAGCUACAAUGUGGCAAACCUUAUCUCUGAGUCCCUCGUUGUGUUUGUGUGCUCCACAACUGGCCAAGGGGACCCCCCAGACAACAUGAAGAAUUUCUGGAGGUUUCUCUUUCGGAAGUCCCUGCCAGCGGGGUCCUUGUGUCGACUGGAUUGUGCCGUUUUGGGUUUGGGGGAUUCUUCCUAUCCUAAGUUUAACUUUGUUGCCAAGAAACUUCACAAGCGCCUACUGCAGCUGGGAGCCAGUGCUCUCCUACCGGUGGGGCUUGCAGAUGACCAGCAUGACUUGGGGCCAGAUGGAGUGAUUGACCCCUGGCUCAGGGCAUUCUGGGAAAGAGCCCUGGCUCUAUAUCCACCACCUGCUGGACUGACCCCCCUUGGUGAAGAUGAGCUACUCCCACCAAGGUAUGUGUUUCACUUCCUGGAUGAUGUCACAGAGAAUCCCCCCACCCUAUCAGAGGCCUCGGACACCGAUCGUCCCAGGCCCGCCUCCCAGGCCCAUCCCUUCCUGGCACGGAUGGUGUCCAACCAGAGAGUGACACACGCCUCCCACUUUCAGGACGUGCGUCUCAUUGAGUUUGACAUCACGGGGUCAAACAUAGAAUUCAGUGCGGGAGACGUGGUGAUGAUGCGUCCCAGGAACUCCUCUGAAGAUGUGGAGCAGCUCUGCCAGCUGCUGAGACUGGAUCCUGAGCGGCAGUUCACCCUGAGCCCAGCAGAGGGCGAGACAGUGCCUGCACGUUUGCCCCAGCCCUGCACCGUCAGACGCCUCCUAGAGAGCUUCCUUGACAUCGCCAGUGUGCCGCGGCGCUCGUUCUUCGAGCUGCUGGCGGGCUUCGCCACGAACGAGCUGGAGCGGGAGAAACUGCUGGAGUUCAGCUCGGCGGCAGGCCAGGAGGAACUGUACAGCUACUGCAACCGACAGCGGCGUACCGCGCUGGAGGUCCUGACCGAUUUCCCACACACCACGGCUGACCUCACCGCGGACUACCUGCUGGAUCUGUUCCCUGAAAUCCAGCCACGCUCCUUCUCCAUCGCCUCCUCGCUGCUGGCGCACCCCAACAGGAUCCAGAUCCUCGUAGCCGUGGUGAAGUACAAAACCAGACUGCACAAACCUCGCAAGGGCCUCUGUUCAUCUUGGUUGGCCUCACUGGACCCCACACAGGGGGAGGUCUGUGUCCCAUUGUGGGUUAAGAAGGGAGGCCUAAAGUUCCCCAGUGACCCUGAAUCAGCUGUUAUAAUGGUAGGGCCUGGAACAGGGGUGGCCCCCUUCAGAUCUGCAGUACAGGAGAGGAUCGCCCAGGGCAGGAACGGCAAUGUGCUAUUUUUUGGAUGCCGUUCUGAGUCCAAGGACUUCUACUGCCGUCUGGAGUGGGAAGAGAUGGAGCGGGCGGGGCAACUAACUCUCUUCACCGCAUUUUCCCGGGACCAGGAGGACAAGAUCUAUGUGCAGCAUCUCGUGAAGGAGCAGGCCGCGCUGCUGUGGGAACUCAUCGGCAAUAAGAAUGGACAUUUCUACAUUGCUGGCAAUGCCAAGCAGAUGCCAGCAGCCGUGUGUGACGCUCUGAAGGGGGUGUUCCAGAGUGAGGGGGGCAUGUCUGCCGCCCAGGCAGAGGACACAUUCGCCACCAUGGAGCGGUCAGGCCGUUUCCAGAGCGAAACCUGGGCCUGAUCCCACGCUCAAACCCCGGGCUGGACCACAGUGAUGCUCCGCAGGCCACCUCACAGAAAUCCUCCAGGCAGAGGUUGUCUGUAAAUGCUAAUCACAGACCAGUUUUGCUCUUUGUCUUAGUAACAGUUGUUUAGUUUAGCUUUAGUAA